UGGUAUGUGUGGGGGCGUAAGACUAGUAAGGCGUGGUUUUUUUGUGGGAGUGGCUCAUUUGGCAUUUCCAGAAAUGCUUACUGUUCUCAUUCUUUUCUUUAUAAUUCCAAUCCUUAUUUUUAUUAUAUGGUACAGACACUAUUAUAUUCCUUAUAAGGUAUUCAGUAGGUUAGGUAUAGCCCAUCCUCCAGUGGAACCUUUUACUGGUAACGUUAAUGGAAUACUGAGGCAGGGUAUUAUUGAGGCUUUAAAUAAUGAUAUCAAUAAAUAUGGUAAAGUAUUUGGGUGGUACAUUGGUACUGAUAAGUGGAUGAUUGUUGCUGACCCAAACAUGCUAAGAGAAAUAUUCAUUAAGAGCUCGGAUCACUUUAACCAGAGACCA
Messenger RNA from Amphimedon queenslandica, 382 nucleotides. RefSeq names its product thromboxane-A synthase-like. The record is from RefSeq and is a predicted model, not a curated record. Gene Ontology annotation, molecular function: oxidoreductase activity, acting on paired donors, with incorporation or reduction of molecular oxygen; steroid hydroxylase activity; heme binding. The transcript has 4 exons. The annotation marks the transcript as partial. Lineage: Eukaryota; Metazoa; Porifera; Demospongiae; Haplosclerida; Niphatidae.